This is a messenger RNA of Lutra lutra (Eurasian river otter), 3124 nucleotides long. It is a transcript of the gene SLC35F3, whose product is annotated as solute carrier family 35 member F3. The record is from RefSeq and is a predicted model, not a curated record. The transcript has 7 exons. Gene Ontology annotation, cellular component: membrane. Gene Ontology annotation, biological process: thiamine transport. Bases 347 to 1612 code for a protein of 421 amino acids. NCBI's taxonomy places the organism in Eukaryota, Metazoa, Chordata, Mammalia, Carnivora, Mustelidae.
UGGGCGUCCCAGGGCGGGGGGCGGAGCAGGUGAGCCCGUGGGGUGGGCGUGGGGAGUGCACUUGUACGUGACGUUGGAGUUUGCAGCAACCUCCAGGCAGGAGGCUGUGGGCGCGUGUGUGGAGUGGCUGCGCGGCCGGGGAAGAUGUGCUCGGAGGGGCGGCCGCCGCAGUGAGCCGCGCGGCGACAGGAGCCCGGCCGGCAGCCCCGGGGGCAGGGCCUGAGCGGCCAGCCGCUCGCGCUCCUCCGCGCGGGAGGCCACCGGGACCGGACCUGAGAGGCGCGCCCCGGCCGGCCGCAGGAUGUAGGCGAUCGGCGGAGGCGCUCCUGCAGGCGGACGGCUCAUCAUGAAGAAGCACUCGGCCAGGGUGGCCCCGCUCAGCGCCUGCAACAGUCCGGUCCUUACCCUCACCAAAGUGGAAGGGGAGGAGCGCCCCCGGGACUCCCCGGGCCCGGCGGAGGCCCAGGCGCCGGCUGGGGCGGAUGCCAGCGGCCGAACGAGCCACCCCUGCUGGAGAUGCUCCCGGGCACAGCUCAAGAAGAUUUUCUGGGGCGUGGCGGUGGUGCUGUGCGUGUGUUCCUCCUGGGCGGGUUCCACGCAGCUCGCCAAGCUGACCUUCAGGAAGUUCGAUGCUCCCUUCACCUUGACGUGGUUUGCCACCAACUGGAACUUUCUGUUUUUCCCGUUGUAUUAUGUGGGGCACGUCUGCAAGUCGGAGGAGAAGCAAUCUGUGAGGCAGAGAUACAGGGAAUGCUGUCGAUUUUUUGGAGACAAUGGCUUGACUUUGAAGGUGUUUUUUACCAAGGCAGCACCCUUUGGUGUUCUUUGGACACUCACAAACUACUUGUACUUACAUGCAAUAAAGAAAGUAAACACUACGGAUGUCUCCGUGUUGUUCUGCUGCAACAAAGCUUUUGUGUUCUUGCUCUCAUGGAUCGUUCUCAGGGACAGGUUCAUGGGAGUGAGGAUCGUGGCCGCCAUCCUCGCCAUUGCUGGGAUUGUGAUGAUGACCUACGCCGAUGGCUUCCACAGCCACUCUGUCAUCGGCAUAGCACUGGUGGUGGGCUCUGCGUCCAUGUCUGCCCUCUACAAGGUUCUGUUCAAGCUCCUCCUGGGCAGUGCUAAGUUCGGAGAAGCCGCCUUAUUUUUGUCCAUCUUGGGCGUGUUUAACAUCCUUUUCAUCACCUGUAUUCCCGUCAUCCUCUACUUCACCAAAGUGGAAUACUGGAGCUCGUUCCAUGACAUUCCAUGGGGGAACCUUUGUGGAUUUUCAGUCCUCUUGUUGACAUUCAAUAUUGUAUUAAAUUUUGGAAUCGCUGUUACGUAUCCCACUCUGAUGUCUGUUGGAAUCGUCCUCAGUGUACCUGUGAAUGCAGUGGUGGAUCACUACACCAGUAAGAUAGUCUUCAACGGGGUGCGGGUCAUCGCCAUCAUCAUCAUCGGCCUGGGCUUCCUCCUCCUGCUCCUGCCCGAGGAGUGGGACGUCUGGCUCAUCAAGCUUCUCACCCGCCUCAAAGUGAGGAAGAAGGAGGAGACGGCGGAGGGCGGUGCGGACCCGGGCUCGGGGCCUCAGAGCAAGAGCCGAAGGGCCCGGCCCUCCUUCGCGCGCUGACCGCGGCCCUGCAGGACUCUGCGGCGAUCACUCACGCUCGGGUUAGGGCCUCGGAGGUCUGCUCCGGACGGGGGACCCUCGGUUGGGUAAGGUGUGUACAUACCUGUACAGUUCCGGUAACCUGCGGUAAGUUAUACGGUAUUUAUUGGCAUGUCCAAUUUGCUUGCACUUUUCCCACAUCAGACCUUUCACCUAAGGGUACCAGUUCCAAGUGGAAGAGAAGAGACGAGCCUCCGGCCCUUUCGAAAUGAAUGUCAAUGUCAGUGUCAGUGUUCGGGGGGACAAGAGGCAGGGCGCGUGUUUUGAAUCUUAGCAACUGCAAAUGACAUUGCACACUGUGAUUAUUUUCCAGCUAUGGUAGGGUCACAUUUUGUUUUAUACCAGAGCUGUACUCUUAAUUUUAAGGGAUUUCAAAUGAACCAAAAGACAACUGUAAGUCACUUUGAGUGGUUGGAGGAUGGAUGGAGGGAUGGAUGCGAAGAGAGGAAGCAGAAAGGCAAAAACGGACUUCGGGACCCACCGGCAGUGGCUGACCCCGGGGGUGGCAGGGGAAGGAGGACAGGCCCCGGCCAGGUUAGAGAGAGGGAAGGAGGAGUUGGAGCCCCAGCUGGCCUGCUCUCACGUGAGUGUGUAAGAUCGUGCAAGAGAAAUUAUAGUGCCUUCUACAGAAUUUUUGUCCUUACCUACGUGAAGCAAGGUGACAUUGUAAGUCACUGGCGCCGUCUUAUAAUUUAGAUGUACAAAAUCUUUAGAAACAAAACUAUGUGUGUGUAUGUGUACAAAAACAACAGGCUGACGACCAGUAUAAGGGAACAUGGCUAGCGGUGUGCAUUGCACAUGUCAGAUGGACACGGCGAGACUGUGAACUGCUGGUUGCUUUUACUCCAUGACCAAGAUCGAAAAAUUAUCUACCGAAUCUGUAAACCUUUUUAUGAAACUUUUAAAGCACCAGGCUGUUUACUUACACAGUUUAGGUCUGCCAGAAAAUUCUAUCUGUGAUAGAUCUGUCAAGAGGGACACGGGGGUUAGAGUUUACUAUUUUUGAAGUUUACAUUGUUACAUACGAAAUGGAAACCUUAUUUUGAAAUGUUGUCAUAACCCAGUGGUGCAUUCUGUGACCAUGGAGUCUUUCGUUUCCUAGGGGAAAGGGGCAUUCAUGACCUGAACUUUGUAGCAAAUUAUUAUUCUGUUUCCAUUACCUGUUUGGCCAAACAGAUUAAUAAACUAUUUAAAAAAGAAGCGUUCUGCACCGCGUUGGUGGCCACUUUGUCACAACCCCACUGUGCCCAUUCCCUCCUCGCCUUAACCCUGGCUCCCAGUAGGUCCCACCCUCCUGAACCAUCAGGCACGCAAACCCGCCCAGACACCUCAGAGGAAGAAAAUUCUUACUGGAACAACAGAGUUGACGGUCUCGAAAGCAAAACAUGGGCAGGGGCUCCUAAACUCACCUCCAUCUCUCCUUUGUCCCCCUCUCCUUUCCCUCCAGGCGCCUGCCUGCCCCAUCCCUCCCCA